AUGGCCGACCUGGGCCUAUGGCUGGUGUGGGGAUACGCAGACAGUUUCAUCGGGUCAUUAACCGAAGACGUCAGUGUGAUGAAGAAGGCAGCUGCCAGCCAGGCCCCCCCAGGCCAGGCCCCCCCAGGCCAGGCCCCUCCUGGGCAGGAAGAUGACAUGGCGCCCCCUGGAGGAGACAUUUUCUUCGACUUAGUGUUGAUCAAGAGGAGGUCCAGGGUUCCUGGGGUGAUGAUCUCCCAGUAUGUGGAGGAAGUUCCAGCUGGGAUGUCCACCCCGGACUUCACACGCAAGCCCAUCGCUCUGACCAUCCAGGAAGGUAAACUAGCCUUCUUCAAGGCCAUGGUGAAAGGACAACCUGCCCCUACAGUCACCUGGACAAGAAACAAAGGAGAUCUCACAGACACAGAAAAGUACAUUUGCAGAUACGAUGACAGGAAUAAAGAGUACUUUCUUGAGAUGCCUAAUGUCACAGCAGAACAAGCUGACACCUACAAAUGUUUUGCAACAAAUGAAUAUGGACAGGCAGUUAGCACUGCCACUUUGAAUAUUAUUGAAGUUGGUUUCAAGAAAAACAAGCAAAAAGAAACCCAAAACGAAACAGCGGACUUCAGAAAAAUGCUCAAGAAAAAAGUUGUGCGUGCUAAACCGCUUCCCCCGAAGAAGGAAGGAGAGAUCGACCCAAAGUUCUGGGAGGUUCUUCUGAGUUCAGCCAAGAAGGAUUAUGAAAAAGUCUGUAAUGAGUUUGGCGUUACGGACUUCCGCUGGAUGCUGAAAACUCUGAACAUGAUGAAGAAGGAGAGAGAGGAGGAGCAGGCUAAGCUAGUCAAAGACCUGGGCAACGUGAAGCAGAUAGAGGUCAAACCUAAUGGAAGAGCUGAGUUUGAGCUGGACAUGGAACUGAAGGAUCCCAACAGUAAAGUCUACCUGUUUAAGGAUGGUGUCAUGCUUGAUUAUGAUAACGAUGACAAAUCAAAGCAUAAACUGGAGCAGGUUGGGAAGAAGUAUGUGUUCAGCAUCAAAGACCUGACUCCGGAGGACGCCGGCCUGUACCAGGUGGACGUGGAGAACACCAACAUGUUCUCCACAGACUUCAAGAUUGUAGCAGCAGAGUUCGCUGGGAAGAUCCAAGACGUGACAGCCAAGGAAGGAGAGGACGCCAUCUACGAGUGCACCCUGUCUCAGCCCUGCCCUCAGAUCGUCUGGUUUGGGAACAGCGUCACCCUCGAGAAGGGGGACAAGUAUGACAUCACGGUCUCGGAGGACCAGCUCGUUCACACCUUGAGGGUGCGGAACUGUAAGCUGGAAGACAAGGGUGUCUACAUGGCCCUUGCUGGGAUCACUUCCUGCAGCGCGUCCCUCACAGUUCAAGCGGGGGACGGGACCGGCCAGAAGACAGCGGGCGGAGAGGGAGGAGGAGAUGGAGGAGAUGGAAAGGAUGGAGGAGAUGGAGAUGGAGGAGAUGGGAAGAAUAAGAAGCGGAUCAGAACUGGGCCUUUACUUCCUGACACAGCGAUAGAUCCUGGUGUCCAGUUCAUCAGUGGUCUGUCCGACACUGCUGCCACACUUGGAGACACAGCAGAACUGUCCUGCAAGCUGAGCAGUGAGGACUGUCAGGGCGUCUGGUACAAAGAUGGGAAGCCUCUCACUUCUGGGGACGGCGUGACUAUAAUCAAGGACGGAGCCUGUCACAGGCUGGUCAUCCAGAAGUGCAGGCUGGACGAUGGAGCCGUGUAUCGCUUUGAGGCCGACGGACGGAAAUCUGAGGCCAGUCUCACCGUCCAGAACCCACCCGUCUUUGACCUGGACGCCCUGAGUAAAUUCUCGGAGCCGGUCAUCAUCAGAGCGGGUGAGACCGCAGAGUGGAAGCUGACCUUCUCUGGAGGAGAGCCCAUGAAGAUCCAGUGGCUGAAGGAUGAUGAGGAGCUGAUGAACGGCCUCAACGUGAAGCUGGCCUCGUCGCCCACUCACACUGGGCUUCACCUCACCAAGUGUCAGAGGAAGGACAGCGGUGUGGUCACACUCAAAAUUAAAAACGAGUUUGGAUCGAUGGAGGCCACCUCCAAACUUAUCGUCCUGGACAAACCCACACCACCACAAGGGCCUGUGGACAUUCUGGAAAGUGCCAUCACAUCCGUAGAGUUCAGAUGGAAACCUCCAAAGGAUAACGGGGGCUGUCCAGUGACCAACUACCUACUAGAGCGCCAGCAGGUGGGGCGGAACAAGUGGACGUCUCUGGGGGAGAUCCCGGGGGACCCCCCCAGUUACGGGGACAGAGAGGUGGACCCCGGGAGGAGGUACUGCUACCGUAUCAGAGCUAAGAAUGCAGAGGGCAUCAGCGACUUCCUGGAGACUGAAGAUAUCCAGGCUGGAGUUCUCUGUUAUCCUGGAUCCCCUUCUGCUCCCAAAGUGGUCAGCGCCUUCAAGGACUGCAUCAACCUGGCCUGGUCUCCUCCCUCCAACACUGGAGGCACCAACAUCCUGGGGUACAACUUGGAGAAACGCAAGAAAGGCAGCAAUCUGUGGAGCCCUGUCAAUAUCGGAGAGCCAAUAAAAGAAACACACUAUGCUGUGAAGGACGUACAGGAGGGAGCUGCAUAUGAGUUUCGAGUGACAGCUAUAAACCUCUCCGGUCUUGGAGAACCCAGUCCUCCCUCUGAAACUGUGUUCGCAAGAGACCCUAAGAAACCCCCUGGUAAAAUCCUAGACCUAAAGGUAACAUCCUCCAAUUACACAACGUUUUCUCUGGGUUGGACUAAACCAAAGGAGGUGAAAGGGGUGGAGGAUGAGGCCAAGGGCUACUUUGUGGAGAUCAGACCAAUAGAGAACCCUGAAUGGAUUCGCUGCAACACCAACUAUGUCACCCACACUUCCUUCACUGUGAUUGGUCUGAAGGCCAUGGCCAUGUACUGGGUGAGGGUGAUUGCGAUCAAUGACGGAGGAGAAGGGGAGCCUCAUGGCUUUGAUGAUUACAUCAUUGCAAUGCCCCCCCCUGUGAGGCCUAGAUUCACAGACAACAACAUGAAGAGCUUCAUGGUAGUGAAGGCUGGGAACACCGUACGUGUCAACAUCAACUUCGAGGCCUGUCCCUUGCCUGAAAUCGUCUGGCUGAAGGAUGGUGUUCCCGUCUCCAAACGGGUGACGGUCACCAACUCAAACCAAGGAUCCCAGCUGCUGAUCCCUACGUCUGAACGUACCGACACCGGCAUCUACACCAUCAUCGUCAAGAACCUGGUCGGACAGGAAACCUUCAAUGUUGAGAUCAGGGUCACGGACGACCCCAAGCCUCCAGGCCCAGUGGAGUUGGAGCAGAACGUCCCUGGAACCGUGACCGUGUCCUGGACUCCCUCCCCAGACGAGAAGAGAGACGACAGACUGCACUACAUGGUGUCCAAGAGAGACUCCAUCAAGCGCACCUGGAGGACUGUGGCCGACCGCCUCUUCAACAACAAGUGCACCAUCAUCAACAUCCUGCCUGGAAGGGAGUACUACUUCCGGGUGUUUGCCAAGAACGACAUGAGCCUCUCAGAGCCCAUUGAGUCUCCUACCUGGGGAACCCAGAACAGGAGAGAGAAGUUCAUCCUGAGUCUCCCAGACUCAAAGGCCCGUGACUUCCAGACCCCCCCCUCAUUCCUGGUGCCCCUGAAACGACACACGUCUCCACAGGGAUACGAGUGCUACAUGAGCUGUGCUGUGAGAGGGGACCCCACGCCCCACGUCACAUGGUACAGGAACAACAUCAGCCUCAACACCAACACCAACUACUACAUCUCCAACACCUGUGGGGUUUGUUCCAUGCUCAUCCUGAGGGUCGGACCCAAAGACACCGGAGAGUACACGGUUGUUGCUGAUAAUCCUUUGGGAAGGGCAGAGUGCUCCACUAAACUCAUAGUUAAAGAGUGA
Hypomesus transpacificus is the source of this 3900-nucleotide messenger RNA. Its product is annotated as immunoglobulin-like and fibronectin type III domain-containing protein 1. The coding region runs from base 1 to 3900 and encodes 1299 amino acids. The record is from RefSeq and is a predicted model, not a curated record. Gene Ontology annotation, molecular function: protein binding. The transcript is spliced from 26 exons. Lineage: Eukaryota; Metazoa; Chordata; Actinopteri; Osmeriformes; Osmeridae.